AUGUCGCAAACGGAACGACUGUCCUUAUCUUGGGACUCCCACCAGAAAAGUAUUUGUAACGGACUAAGCGUACUGCAGCAGCGUGGGGAAUAUGUGGACAUGACGCUGGCUGCUGACGGCCACUAUGUGAAGGUCCACCAGAUGGUUGUGUCGCUAGUGAGCCCGUACCUGAAGGAUCUUAUAUCAACAGCCCCAUGCCCACAUCCUGUUAUUUUUCUUAAUAAUAUAUCAUACACUACACUAUGUGCGAUAUUAGAGUAUGUAUACACUGGCGAAGUGCAAGUACCUCGCGACAAACUGCCUGAUCUGCUCAGUGCUGGUAGAGCAUUACAUAUAAGGGGACUAAAGGACAUGAAUGAAGGAAAACCUCCAGAAGAGAGUAGACCAACUAUGCCAAGUUUAUCAGAAAUAUUAAAAGAAGAACAGAAUAAAGAUACACAGGAACAGAUCCUAACAUCGUCGCCAGAACCUAUAUGCAAAAUAUACAUAAGUGAAAAUGCAAAUAACUACGACACAACAAUGGAUACAGAGAACGAAUCGAGUACGGACAUAAUGGCGAUCACAGAUACAAGUAUACCACUCAAGAAAAAUAAAAAGUAUAAAAAAGAUGAUAAACCACCAAUUUCGCCUGAAACAACAAGGAAUGUGUUGUUAAGUAAACAAGUACAGUACUCAAUAUCAAACCAGGGUGGAUUACAAGCUGUAUACAACCGAUAUAUUUACAACCUGCGCUACAUCAGCAAGACCAAUGGCAGACGAUUCUGGCGGUGUGUGCAAUAUUCGUCCAAUAACAAUUGUCCAGCCAAUAUAAGUACUUUAAACAAUAAUACUGUUGUAGACAGAACAUUCACCCAUAACCAUCCGUUUGAGGACAAGAAGAUACUGAAAAAGUUUAGUAGUGGUAUUAUAUUCACGUAUUUCAAAGAAGCCGAGACUCAAUCAGCUGUUAUAAAGAAAAAGGAUUUAAAGAUGUCUAAUUUCGAAAACCUUUGUGAGAAUACAGAAAAAAACCCACAAGGGAAAACAAAAGUAUAA
Messenger RNA from Spodoptera littoralis (African cotton leafworm), 1035 nucleotides. The record is from the annotation of a GenBank genome assembly. Lineage: Eukaryota; Metazoa; Arthropoda; Insecta; Lepidoptera; Noctuidae.